Labeo rohita (rohu) is the source of this 2553-nucleotide messenger RNA. Its product is annotated as putative methyltransferase NSUN7. Lineage: Eukaryota; Metazoa; Chordata; Actinopteri; Cypriniformes; Cyprinidae. The transcript has 13 exons. The coding region runs from base 149 to 2455 and encodes 768 amino acids. The record is from RefSeq and is a predicted model, not a curated record. Gene Ontology annotation, molecular function: methyltransferase activity.
CUAUAAACUUCUGCUGCCUCCGGUUUCAGGCUGUUUUUGUUCGGUAAAGUUUCCUCAGACAGACACAGAUUAAUUUAACUGAUCGUGGAGACAUUCACAGAUUCAGCGAUGUUUUCAUAAGAGCUGCAGGACUCAAGAGUUUCCGAGGAUGGUCAGGAAAAGCGGCAUUACGCGUCGUUCAUCGAAGCGUGGCUCUCAAAUCCCGGCUCUCAAACACCUCUCUUUGCUGGAUCCGGCUCCUCCAGAACCUCCUCUGCUCCAGUCCGGUCCAGAAGAGAGUCCCGCCUGUCUGGACCGGGUUUACCUGCACGCUGCUGCCAUCUUUCAGAACACACACCUGGAGAAACCUGCCGCUCACAGGCUCAUCAGCUACGGGAAAAGGUCAGAGGUCAGAUUGCCUGUCGCCAAGGAUGAAGCGUCUCAGCGAUCAGCGUAUCAGCUCGCCUUCAAUACACUCAAAUAUCAGGAGCUUCUGGAGGACGUCCUGAUUGACAGCUGCUUCUGUCUCUCACAGCCAAUGCUGGAUCAUAGCAUGAGUCUGGUGGCCGUCAUGCUCACUGACUUAAUGGACAGGAAGUUCCUCCCACGCCUGCCACCGGCCAAUCAGGAGGAGGAGGAAGUGAAGGCUGUGCGGGAGGUGGAGGCGCGUCUGCUCAGGUUCAGGACUAAACUGGUGGCGUCGUUGGCUCGGUGUCGAAUCAAACACGAGCUGCUGACGCUGGACAACAUCCUGCCAGAGAACAUGCGGCACAGACAGGAGAGAGCGACGCUGCUGCCGCUGUACGGAUGGAUCAACACGCUGCGCAGCAGUUUUGAGCAGGUCAGUGAAGUGUUACACAUAUCAGGCUUUUCCUGCGUUAAAUCUGUCGGGGGGCUGGAAGGACGGACCUUCUGUAAGGACCCGCACUGCCACGACUUGCUAGUGUUUCCCAGCAGCGUGAAGAGCGAACUGACUAACACUGGAUUACUGAGCAACGGAAGACUCGUCAUACAGGAUAAGUCAUGCUGUGUGGGCCCCUGGGCCCUGGGGCCCCUGCUGGCCGAUGGCGGAGACGUCCUGAUGACCGGCUGUUUCUCUGCGCAGACGGUCGCACACGUGGCCGCAGUGGCUGCGUCUGCGCACACACAGGCCGAAACACACAUGUCUCAGUCAAACGCUCGUGGUCAGAGCACAGUGAUUGUGUGUUUGGGAGACGGAGCACGAUCACAGACAGAUGAACUGCAGAACACACUCACCAAACUGGGCUGCAAGAAUGUUAAGCUGCUUCCAGACUCUCUUGAGUCUCUGGACGUCUCUGAAGCGCGUCUGCAGAAGGUCGGUGUGGUGUUUCUGAUGCCGGCAUGUUCCCUGUCUGCUGUCAGCAACCCUGUAGAUUACAUAAUGCAGGAGAACAGAGACCUGCGGCUCAUGCUGGAUCUGUCUCAGGGUUCGGUGUCUCCAGAGAAACUCCAGACGCUCGUGUGCCAGCAGAGGAAAGACCUGCAACGCGCCGUCCAGUUUCCUCAGGUUCGAGCAGUGCUUUACUCCACCUGUUCUGUUCACCCAGAGGAGAACGAGGAGGUGCUCAAGACGGUUCUCUCACAAACACAGGAGAAUCACUCCACAGCAUCGCCUUACAGGUUGACUUCUCCAAGUCUCCUGCAGGACUCCAUCACUGAAGAUGAUGAGGAAUCAGAGGAGAUGAAGGCCAAAUUCUUCAGACUGGAAGCAUCAGAUCAUAAUAAUGGCUGCUUUUUAGCGCUGCUCACACGACAGCCUGAACCAGAAGUGAUAGAAACGCCACAGGAAGUUCUCGCUCGUGCAGCGGCCAAAGGCUUGUUGGACGGCUUCCAGCCGAACGAGCCAAUCAAGAAAGAAGGCAGAGGCCGACGGUCCCGCAGAGCACCCGCCAAUCAAAAACGAUCUGUGAAGACACGCCCACACGCCACACAGAGCGACCAAUCACGUGUGGCGGAAUUUUUGAACCGUGAGAUGAAAGCGAGCAGCUCAGAGCCGACAUUGAGUCAUCAGAACGGCAGAACUCAGUCGCCUCGGAGUCCAGCACACUACGGUUACUUCAAUUUAACGAACAAACCCUCUGGUCCUCGAUGUCCCUCUCAGGGUGUGUCCUCCAGAACAGGCUCCGCCCAUAACCCCGCUCCUUUCUCCAGUUCAUACCAGUUCAAAAGUUUGACUCGUUUGGCUGCGGCUGCCAUUUCCAACAAUGGUAAUCCCUCAUCCCCUCCUCCUGCUCCGCCAAAAGGCCGUCAGGAAGUGCUUCGACCAGCGACCGUCACGUUUCCUCCUGUUCUGUUGUCAAACGACAGUCUUCUUCCUCGGAGACACAGCCACGCCCUUCCUACCCGUCCAAGCCCCGCCCACACAUACCUGCAGUGGUGUAACUCGACACCAGCUCUUCCUCGAACCCAAACGCCAUACAGAGCGAGACUGAACCAUCUGCGGCCGUGGCUCUGACAUGCACAUCAGUCAGUAUUUCACUCACUUUCUUAAUAUCUAAGAGUGUUAUAUCUGUAUAAGAGCCUAGAUAACUCAUUAUUACUUAAGCUGAAUAC